Messenger RNA from Conger conger (European conger), 2032 nucleotides. RefSeq names its product stabilizer of axonemal microtubules 2 (gene saxo2). The coding region runs from base 100 to 1515 and encodes 471 amino acids. Gene Ontology annotation, cellular component: ciliary basal body; centriole; axonemal microtubule. The transcript is spliced from 4 exons. Gene Ontology annotation, molecular function: microtubule binding. Gene Ontology annotation, biological process: microtubule anchoring. The record is from RefSeq and is a predicted model, not a curated record. NCBI's taxonomy places the organism in Eukaryota, Metazoa, Chordata, Actinopteri, Anguilliformes, Congridae.
CAGUGAAUUGAGAAAUGUGUGCGUAGCAAAGCUGGAAGGCACAAACAACCGCAGAAAUAUAGCCUAAAACGUUGUUACACUUUUCUUCAACUGGAGAAUAUGAAGCGGUUAUGCAUUUGUGAAAUCUGUAACUGUGGACGCCACCGCUGUGCACAUGCUCCCACUGCACUGUACGGAAAAGACAAUGCCGUCUGUGCGCUGACAGAGUACAAGGAGAAGUACCCCACAUAUGACGGUUAUAAUGCCCCCGCCAGCCUGAAGCCCAGGAAUGAGUUUCAGAAGGACCAGGGAAGGAUGGAUGGCACCACAACUUUCAAGUCUGACUAUAUUCCUUAUGAAGUGUCCCGUCGGCCUGGCAGACAGCAGGCAGAAUAUAGACGCCGCAGUGGAGAGAUUGACCUUGACACAACUUACAAACUGGACUUCAACCCGUAUGAAGUACAACCAUUUCACCCUGUGAGACCCAAAGAAAGAUCGCACUCAAAAGGAGGGAAGCUGGAUACCGUGCCAACUUACAAAGAGGAUUUUCGACCAUGGGAGAUCAGUAAGAGGGAGCUGACCAAACCAGAAUUUACAUACCAACCUCCUUCUGCAAAGUUUGGAAAUGCAACGACGUUCCAGGAUGAUUUCGCCGCAAGAGGCCUGGUCCCGCGAGAGAGCUUCAAACCUCCCAACGUGGCCAAGCAGUCUGACACCCCAUUCGAAAGCCUGACCAGCAACCGCAUCUCCUUCAUAGCCCACCCUCUGGAGGCCAGAUUCGUCAAGGCCAAGGAGGAGUACAAGCCCAGCAGCCAGCCCUUCCAGGACCACACCACCCACCGCAAUGAUUUCCAGGGGCUCCCCGGGCAGCUGCCCAAGAGCUGCAAGCCCGAUAUGGCCAUGGUGGCGUCCGACGCGCGCUUCAGCGAGAGCACCGAGUUCCGCGACAGCUUCCAGCAGUGGCCCGUGUCCCUGCCCCAGUUUCGGCAGCCGGCGGAGUACGUGGGCCCCAGCGUGCCCAUGGACCUCAGCACCACCAACCAGGGCGACUUCAUCAAGCACAGCGUGCAGCCCUUCGUCUCGGUGAAGCCCCUGCCGCGGCCCACAAAUUCCUCCGCCCGCUUCCAAGGCAACACCACCAUGAGGGACGACUUCAAGGCCUGGGCGGCGGGGAGGCAGGAGAUGAUCAAGAGGCCGCAGGAGAUGAGGAAGGCCAGUGGGAAGAUCGAAGACCUGACCACGUUCAAGGCCCACUUCACCCAGCACGCCAUCCUCCCCCCGACCAGCUGCAAGCCCGCCAACGCGCCCAUGAAAUCCGAAGUGCCGUUCGACGACGGAACCAUGUAUCGCAACGAGUUUACUGCAAAGAAAAUCAUUACGUGCCCUGCGAGCUUCGAUUCCCCGCCCGGUUACAUCUUUGACAACAACGAUGAGAGAGGCCACAAGUUCUUCCGCAAGCUGUCGUCUCAAGACCAGAACAAAAUGGCGGUGUCCUCCGGGAUCCAUACUCCAAAGGAAGUGGCUGUGGUGUCAUAAACUUUAAUCAUGUUUAAGGGCUAGCAAACACGCCUUUUUUUUCCCAUUUGGAUACUGACCAUAUUUCUGUUGUUGUCUGAGCUUAAAGUUGUAUAGUCAGCAAUAGAAUUCCAAAUAUCAAAUUACUAGACCCUAGAGAAAUAUUCUUAGACAUAAAUGUGCACAAAAAUCUAAAAAUCAUUUUCACUACACUAAUUGUUAUUUAGAAUAAUGCAGCAAAUAUUAGUCAUUCAUUCCCUCUGAUCUCAUGUGGUAUCAGAAUAAAAGUAAUACUAUAAAGAAUAUAAUAUAUAAUACUUUAAUAAUAUAAGGCUUUCUUACUUUCAGUGAAUCUUUGUGCAAAAUUAUCUUAAAAAUGACUUUAAAAGAGCAGUCACAUUUAUUCUGCAUAAUGCAAUGCAUUAUAAAUAGUGUAAAAUUCUACUUUGAUAAUAAUGUAAUUUAUUAGAUCAAUACAUGUAAAUCUUUUCAAAAAUUUGUGUGUGAAAACUGUGCAUGUGAAGUGUAUCAAUGAUGC